Messenger RNA from Quercus robur (English oak), 3810 nucleotides. RefSeq lists its product as uncharacterized. The transcript is spliced from 4 exons. Bases 1 to 3810 code for a protein of 1269 amino acids. NCBI's taxonomy places the organism in Eukaryota, Viridiplantae, Streptophyta, Magnoliopsida, Fagales, Fagaceae. Gene Ontology annotation, biological process: telomere maintenance; DNA repair. The record is from RefSeq and is a predicted model, not a curated record. Gene Ontology annotation, molecular function: DNA helicase activity.
AUGAAUUUAGGACCUCCAACACAAGUAUGUGAACACUGUGGAGCUCAACUUUGGUAUGAGGAGAGAACAAUUAAAUCUAGAAAGCCUAAGAAGCCUAAAUUCAGUUUAUGUUGUUCAGAAGGCAGAGUUGAACUUACGUUUUUGAAGGAUCCUCCACCUUUUCUUAAAAGAUUGCUUAGCAUGAGCAAUGAUCAGAGAUCAAAUAAAUUUCGAGUGGGGAUAAGAAUCUAUAAUUCUCUCUUCGCUUUCACUUCUUUGGGAGGUAAUAUAGAUCGUUCAGUGAAUAAUGGUACUGCUCCAUAUGUUUUCCGUCUAAAUGGCCAAAAUCAUCAUAGAAUUGGAUCUCUUAUUCCUGUUGAUGGCCAAAAGACACAAUUUGCACAGCUUUAUAUUUAUGAUACUAAGAAUGAGAUAGCAAACAGAAUUGAUGCCGUUACAUCUGCUGAUCAUAGAAAAGAUGUGGAUAUAGAUAUUGUCAUUGGAUUAUUGAAUAUGUUAGACAAUUGCAAUCAAUUGGUCAAGUACUUCAGGAUGGCUAGGGACAGAUUCAAUGAGUCUGAUAUGCAUGAUGUAAGGAUACGUCUUAUUCGAAGUCACAAUUAUGAUUCUAGACAAUAUAACUUGCCUGAUACUAUUGAAGUUGCUGCUAUUAUUGUUGGAGAUUUAAAUACCGAAAAUUGUGAAAGGGAUAUUAUAGUUGAAAACCAGAGUUCAGGAUUGCAGCGUAACACAUUGUUGCUUGGUGGAAGGCUUUUCCAACAAUUCAUAGUCGAUGCCUAUACUUCCAUUGAAAAGGAAAGAUUACAAUGGGUAAGGCAAAACCAAUUGAAAUUAAGAUCUGAACUAUAUGGUGGGCUUAAAGAUGCUGUGCUUCGUGGUGAUACAAAUCCAAAAACAGUUGGAAAGCGGAUCAUCUUACCUUCCUCUUUUACUGGAAGCCCAAGAUACAUGGCUCAGAAUUAUCAAGAUGCAAUGGCUAUAUGUAGAAGGGUAGGAUAUCCAGAUCUAUUUAUGACAUUUACUUGCAAUCCAAAAUGGUCUGAAAUCACACCGUGCUUGGAAUUUAUAGAAGGCCAAAAUGUUGGGGACCGACCAGAUAUUUAUACACAAUCGAAUUUCAGAAAAGAGGACUUCCGCAUGCACAUAUUCUCCUUUUCUUGGAUCCAAAAGAUAAGUUCCCAAGCCCAGCAGACAUUGACAGUAUUAUUACAGCAGAAAAUACCAGAUCCACAUGAAGAUCCAAUUGCUUAUGAAGAUGUAAAACAGUUUAUGAUGCAUGGGCCAUGUGGAUAUGCAAACCCAAGAUCACCUUGUAUGGUUAAUGAUAAAUGUACAAAACAUUUUCCAAAAAAAUUUUAUGAAGAGACAACUAUCGAUGAAGAAGGUUUCCCCAUUUAUAGAAGAAGAAAUGAUGGGAAGACAAUAGUAAAAAAUGGAAUUACUUUGGAUAAUCGGUAUGUUGUGCCAUAUAAUGUAGACUUACUGGUAAAGUACCAGUCACAUUUGAAUGUGGAAUGGUGCAAUAGAUCUCGAUCGAUUAAAUAUUUAUUUAAAUACAUAAAUAAGGGACCAGAUAGAGUCACAAUUGUUUUACAAGAGAAUCUGCCAGGUACUGAUAAUGACGAACAACAACCAAGCAUUGUUGUUGAUGAGACCAAAGCAUAUUUGGAUUGUAGGUAUAUUUCAGCUUCUGAAGCAUGUUGGAGAAUAUUUGAAUUUCCGAUUCAGUUUCGAAAUCCACCAGUUGAAAGAUUAAACUUUCAUUUAGAAAAUGAAAAUCCCAUUAUAUAUCCAGAAAAUGCAAAUUUGGACAACAUUUUACAAAGGCCAGGAAUCAAAGACACAAAAUUUACUGAAUGGAUGAAAAAUAAUGAAGCUUUUGAAGAUGCUUGUGAGUUAACCUAUGCUGAAUUUCCUACAAAAUGGGUAUGGCAUCAAAAUGUUAAGCAAUGGAAACGAAGAAAAGGUAGAAAAUGUAUUGGAAGAGUAUAUAAUGCUCACCCUUCAAGUGGAGAUCAAUUUUACUUGAGAAUGUUGCUUAACAUUGUCAAAGGCCCAAAAAACUUUAAAGAGAUAAUGACUGUAAAAAAUAUUACUUAUCCUACUUACAAAGAUGCAUGCUAUGCACUUGGGCUUCUAGAUGAUGAUAAAGAGUGGCAUGAAUGCAUAAAUGAAGCUGCACAUUGGGCCAGUGGCAAACAAUUACGCCAACUAUUUGUUACCAUACUCAUGUUUUGUGAAGUAUCUGAUCCUUUAAUUUUAUGGGAUUCUAAUUGGAAAAUUUUUACUGAAGAUAUACUUAAUAGACAAAGACAUAUCUCCCAUUUUCAUGAUUUGAUAUUAUCUGAUAGUCAAUUGAAAAAUUAUGGCUUGUAUGAAAUUGAUCAAAUCCUCCAACAAUAUGGGAAAUCUUUGAAAGACUAUCCUCAAAUGCCUCAACCAGAUGUAAAUAUUCUUAUUCAUAAAAGAAAUAGACUUAUUGAAGAAGAAAUGUCAUAUAAUAUUGGAAGUUUGCAAAGAGAACAUGAGAUCUUGAUAUCUGGCCUCAACAAUGAACAAAGAAAUAUCUAUAAUUCUAUAAUGGAAGCUGUUUUUUCUGAAAGUGGGGGCAUGUUUUUUGUCUAUGGUCAUGGUGGAACGGGAAAAACAUACCUUUAUAGAACAAUUUUGGCUGCUGUAAGAUCAAAAGGAAAAAUUGCUCUUGCAGUUGCUUCUUCAAGUAUUGCUGCUCUUUUACUUCCUGGUGGCCGAACAGCACAUUCACGAUUCCACAUCCCGAUUAAUGUUAAUGAUGAGUCAACCUGUGAAAUAAAGCAAAAAACACAGACAGCAGAACUUCUUUUGAAAACAAGUAUAAUACUUUGGGAUGAGGCACCAAUGGCAAACAGAAAUUGCUUUGAAGCUGUUAAUCGCAGCCUUCAAGAUAUACUACAAAUUGAAGAUCCAACGAAUUUAGAAAAACCUUUUGGUGGCAAAGUUGUGGUUUUAGGUGGUGAUUUUCGGCAAAUACUUCCAGUUGUGAAAAAGGGAAGACGUGAAGAUAUUGUCAAUCUACAAUUUGUCAGUCACACUUAUGGAAUUAUUUUCAUGUGUAAUAUUAUUAAUAGCACAUACCCUGAUUUGGAUGCUCAAUACAUGGAUGCAAGUUACAUUGAAGAAAGGGCAAUUCUUGGCCCUACAAAUGAAGUUGUAGAGGAGUUAAAUGACUACAUAAUCUCAUCAAUAAAUGGAGUAGAACAUGAAUAUUUGAGUUCAGAUUCUAUUUGCAAGGCUUCUUUGAAUGUUCCUGAUCAAGACAUUUUAUACCCUAUUGAGUUUUUAAACAGCUUAAGAUUUCCAGGAUUGCCAAAUCAUAAGUUGACAUUAAAAGUAGGCUUACCUAUUAUGUUGCUUAGAAACUUGAACCAGAAUGAAGGACUUUGUAAUGGAACAAGGUUGAUUAUUACAAAAUUGGCUACAUGGGUUAUAGAAGCAAAAAUUAUUAUUGGCACUAAUAUAGGCACAUGCGUGUUCAUUCCGAGGAUAACAUUAUCUCCAACUGAUUCGAAAUGGCCUUUUGUUCUAAACAGGAGACAAUUCCCAAUUUCUGUGUGUUUUGCAAUGACAAUAAAUAAAAGCCAAGGACAGUCAUUGAAACAUGUGGGAGUUUAUUUGCCUAAACCAGUUUUCAGUCAUGGACAAUUAUAUGUUGCGGUUUCUAGAGUAACAAGUAGAAAUGGGUUGAAGUUCCGCAUAAUUAAUGACGAAACUGAUCAAAGUUGUGAAACAAAAAACAUUGUGUACAAGGAGGUUUUCACCAAACUUAUUUAA